Vitrella brassicaformis is the source of this 3366-nucleotide messenger RNA. The record is from the annotation of a GenBank genome assembly. Lineage: Eukaryota; Vitrellaceae.
GGAAAAAAUUGUUGAAACAGCACCCCUGUCAUCACCUCUCGAGUGAGUCCAUUCACACAAUCGCCAAUGGCAUUCAUUCGUUGAUGCACUCAAUCCAACCAACAGCGGUGCUGGCCGUCUCGUCUAAUUGAGCACCAGUGCAUGGCAUGCCCUCACCCACCUCCUCCCCCAGGCCACGCCAUUCCAUUGCACGUGUCACUCACUCAUCUGGACAGGUAUCCACAGAAAAAGGGCACACGCCGACCGAGGUCACGCCAUGGCAUGGACAGCGAAGCCAAGCGACACGAGCUGCCGUGCCCGUCUGUCUGUCUGCACGAUGCCUGUGGCAUUCAUUGGACCGUUCACUAGUUAUUCACAGCAGAUGGAAGGGGAGCGGGGAGGAACAGAGGGAAGGAGGGAGGGGCAGGACAAGACAGAGAGGGAGGGAGAGAGAGAUGCAGGAGGGAGGCAGAUAAACAGGCGAAAAGAACCCGAAGACAUGGGGAUCGUUUCUUGGUUCGGUCAGCCCAUGCCCAUCUGCUUCAUCAUGUCCUGCAGUCAUCAAAUCACACGGAGAGGGGGAGAGAUAUGACUCGAAUGGCAAUUCCGCCCCCUUUAUCUCUCCUGUGCCCUCAUCGACCCACCUGCAUUCCUCCCAUGUUCUCCAUCUUGCCCAUCUGCACCGACGAACCGAUCACCAACACGCACACACACACACACACACACACACGUGUCGGUGCACAUGUGGGCGCCUGGCGUGUGUAGGGUAGGCAGGUACUUACCUCCUUCAUGAUCUUCAUCAUGUUUUGUGCGCCCCCCAUCUGCUGCAGCAUCCGCGGGUCCAUCAUCUGCUGCAUCUUGGCCAACAUCUGCUUCGGGUUACGCUGCAUUUGCUGCACACAACACAACACAACGCAACAGAAAGAGCCAACACUCACAGAUCCUGUGUGUAAUGGUCCGUGUGGUGUGGUUUGGUCUGUCUGUGUGGUUGUGUACCUACCUGGUUGAGGUCGUUUCCUCCCUUAGCGAGUCCGAGUUUGCCCAUCUUGCCCACCAGCUUGGAGAACCGCUUGUACUCCUCAAGCAGCUCCUUCACCUCGCGAAUCGAACUGACGGACAAAUAGAGAGAUGCAGAGAUGGCAUGGCGUGCAAGAGUUGUGAUGCCUAGUAGAUUCUUCUUUCUCACCUGCCGGACCCCUUGGCCACUCUGAGUAUCCGGCUGUCGUUCAUCUGCUUGACGCAAUCCAACUCUGACACACAAACAGACAGACAGACAGACAGACAGUCGGCGCCAUGUGGUGGCGGACACGGGGGCGGGUGCCCAACGUACCGUCGUUGGUCAUGGAGUCCAUCAUGGUCAUGAACUUCUGUAUCCGCCGCACGCCCUCCUUCUCCUGACCCUUUGGGAUCAGAUUCGCACCGAUACCUGCACACACACACACACACACAGACGUCCAUCCCACAAAAGUCCUCUCCCCAUGGUGUGUCGAGCCCCACCUGGAAUCAUCGACAUGACUUGGCUGAGCGGCCCCAUCUUGAGGACAUUCUGGAACUGUUCGUAUAGGUCCCGAAUGGUGAAGAUGCCCUUGGCAAUGCGGUUGAUGAUGUCGGGCUGCUUGUCCAGCGGCACCGCCUCCUUGAUCGUGUUGAACAGGCCGCCAAUGUCACCCAAACCUGACACACACAAAACAGACACGAAGAGACAGGCGCGUGUGGGUGUUAGUGUGGGCAUUUGUGUGGGCAGGCACUCACCGAGCAGCCGCGAGACGAAUGACUUGGCCUCGAACGACUCGAAGUCGUCAAAGUGCUCGCCAGUGCCGAUAAAGAUCACAGGCGAGUCCGUCGCAGCAACACUGACACAUAGAGCAACAAAGCCACACACACACACACACACACACAUCAGGUCUUCUUCACGUGUGUGUGCGGUGGGCGUUCGGCCACUCACGCGGAGAGCGCUCCUCCUCCCUUGGCGUGUCCGUCUAGUUUGGUGACGAUAACGCUGCCGACGUCCACAGCGUCGCGAAAGGCCUUGGCCUGGUCGAAGCAGGCCUGACCGAUGUGGCUGUCCAUCACAUAGAUGAUGUCAUUCGGCUCCUGCACACACACACAUUGGUUCACGUCGAUGUAUGCGUGUGUGUCUGUCUGUCCACUCCACUCCACACGUACCACUGCCUCAGCGACUUGCUUCAUCUCCUCGAGCAGGGCGCCCUCCUGCUUGUGCCGGCCGGAGGUGUCGACGAUGAUGAGCUCGUACUUGUCCUUCUUGAACUGCUCCACGCCCUCCUCGGCUAUCUUGACCGGGUCCGUCUCGGUGUAACUGACACACACAGAGGUCGCAAGGACACACAGAGAGAGGGGGAUGGGAUGGGGCGUGCUCUUCUUCGUGUGCUGCCUGCGUCGUGACGUGUUCUUCUCUUCCGGCUGACUGACCUGCCGUAGAAGGGUAUCUUGGCCUUUGUCGCGUUCUGCUUGAGCUGAUCGAACGCGCCGGCACGAAAAGUGUCCGCACACACGAGAGCCGUCUUCCACCCUGCACACAUACACACAUACACACAUCCAUCCAGCUGUCUGUCUGUCUGUGAGAAGAGUGUGUCUGGUGUCUGCGUGUCCAAGUGUGUGUGUGUGUACCUUUCCUCUGGUAGUAGUGGGCGUAUUUGGUGCAGGUGGUGGUCUUGCCGCUGCCCUGCAGCCCCACAAACAUGAUGAUGUUGGGCUUGCCCUUCUUGGGCGCGAACGGGCUGCGGUCAGGCGUCAGCAUCGUCACCAACUCCUCUACCACACACUGACGGACGGAUGGAUGGCACCACACACACACACAUACACAGACAUACACGCACGGCCGCUUCAAAGCGCUGCGUGUGUGCUUCGAGCUCACCUUUUGGAUUAGUUUCCUCUUGUUGGUGCCCAUGGCGGCUUCCUCGAGCUGCACCGUCCUCUUGAUAUUGUUGCGCAGCUGAGCCACAUACCGCACGUUCACGUCCGCCUGCAGCAACGCCGCAGCUAUCUCCUUCAAACACUCAUCCAACACCUGACACAACACACAGCCAACACACACACACACAGCCACAGCCACGAGAGGUCAAUUGCCUGCUUGUGGUGUUCUCUCUCACCGCUUCAUCGAUGACAGUGGCGGUCUGCAGUUUCCGGAGCGCUCCGGAGAUCCGGCUCCCCAACUCAGCCAACACCAUGGUGGCUUCACAGGCACUGCCUCACCGAUCAGCAAGCACCGGACGCCUCGUCACAGCCCGUGACGAGUCAGAGGCCGAUUUUUCUGCUUUUUCUUGCUGUUUGAAAGAGGUCACAAGCUCCUAGCACUGCUUCCUGUCCGCGACGAACCUCAAGGUCAAAACGGACCCGGCAGCAGCGGUUCAACUUGCGAGCUAAUCU